Molecule: messenger RNA, 270 nt
Organism: Aureococcus anophagefferens
Lineage: Eukaryota; Pelagophyceae; Pelagomonadales; Pelagomonadaceae
Exons: 1
Cellular component (GO): membrane; endomembrane system
Source: RefSeq, a predicted model, not a curated record
CUCGAGGCCUUCGACGGCGUCACACGACCGGAGAUCUUCCUCGCCUACGGCGGCGACGUCUACGACGUGACGUCCGGCGCCCACUUCUACGGGCCGGGCAUGGCCUACGCCAAGUUCGCGGGCCGCGCGUGCACGCGCGGCGUCGCGCUGCCGUCGCUCGACGACGACGACAUCCACGACGGCGCCGCGGGUCUGGACCCGGCGGCCGUCGAGAAGUGGCGCGACCACUACCGGACCAAAUACCCGGUGGUCGGCGCCUUGAUCGCCGAC